This is a messenger RNA of Metschnikowia bicuspidata var. bicuspidata NRRL YB-4993, 1962 nucleotides long. RefSeq lists its product as uncharacterized. The transcript has a single exon. The record is from RefSeq and is a predicted model, not a curated record. Lineage: Eukaryota; Fungi; Ascomycota; Pichiomycetes; Serinales; Metschnikowiaceae. Bases 1 to 1962 code for a protein of 653 amino acids.
AUGACAGGGUUUCCCAAUCUCCCGCUGACUAGAGGCGAAACCGACGAUGAUGCUUCCAUUCACCUUUAUAGCCAGGUAGGUCCAACUAAGCCCUUACUGAAAUCAAAGUAUGACCAUCAGAUAUUGAGUAUCUUGAGCAACUCGCAUUCGAAGGUAAACAAACAUGCGAAGACUAGAAAUGUGAAAGAACUCAACAAAACUUUCAGUGAUUUCAUCUACAAUUCACAUCAACUGUCUGACUCUGAAAGCGAAGAAACUGUGUUUGAAUCUCAAUCCAUUGUAGGUCAUGAAAUCGAAAAGCUGAAGGGAGAAAAUGACAUUCCUACUUCGCGUCACUUACCUUUUCGGAGUCUUAUAAUACCCAAAUGGAUCUCGACACUUGCUGGCUUUAUUUUGGGAGGUAUCAUCAUCAUCCUUGUUCUUCUGUGGGGUAAGAACACUGCGAUUGUCAACUCGCCUUCAGAUUUAUCGAGUGUAACUUCUCGUUUGCUGAAAGUGGAAGAUAAUGUUCAAGUGUUGCAUAAUUUGACUACUGCGCUAGAUAGUCAAGUUGAUCUCAUCGAAGUCAAACAGACAAAUUUCAUCACAGCCUUGAAGAAUGAUUUGGACCAAAUCGAGAAUUCACUAUUCGAAUGCGAGAAAAGCGUAUCAGUAGGACAGAAACAAUACCAAGCCCUUUUGACUGAAAUCGUGGAGUUUAGAAGUACACUUAAUGGUCUUCAGGUACUUGAAGAAUCACCAAUAGAUUUGAAAGAGCGACUCUCGGCAAUUUCCGAAAACCUAGCUACACUUACGAACACCAGCAACAGCCUCCAAGAAGUUAAAACUGCAAUUACCCACGAUCUUUUACUGAAAUUGCCAGAGCAUGUCCCAGUGUACAUCAAGAACCACAAGAUACACUACAUUCCAGAAUUUCACAAUUUUUUGCAUGCCUUUGUUGAGAAGUAUAGCACCAAUUCAUCACAGGAUUGGAAAUCUUUCGUGGAAGGGCAUGGGCAGGACUUUGAGAACUACUUACAGACUUUGGUCAAAAAGUCACAUAUUGAGCUUAUUGCAAAAUCUGAAAUUGAAAAAAUGCUCAAUCUGAGAUUGAACAUGCUCGAUGAUAAGCUCACUUCGCUAUACACUGAUGUGUCCCGGAGGAUUGAUUUGGGUCUAAAUAUCUCGAAAGUGGAUGUUGCCGACGCCGGAAACAGAAUUGUACUUGAAAAUUUGUUAGAUAUUGUUGGAAAGGGCUCCAUCAAAGUUAACUAUGCUGACUAUAAUCUCGGAUCUAGAAUUCUUGGAUUCCUUACAACUACAGGCAAAGACUCAAGUCGCCAUAAAUCAUUUGCUAGAACCGCUUUUCUUGGGUGGUACGACUAUUUCAGUUCUCAUGGGCUACGUUCGCCAAAGAAUGCAAAACACAACGCCAACAAUGUUUUAAUUGACGGUGGUGAUUAUUGGCAGUGCGAAGCUAAAUGGUGCUCCAUUGGCAUACGUUUACCAAGUCCUAUCAUACUUACUGAUUUCAUUUUGACAAAUCCUUCAAUGGGCAGGCCGAAAGAUUUGGAGUUACCCACGUCAAUCUCCAUAUAUAUUAAACCAAGAAGCAAGGCUCAAGCGUCACAACUAGAGAAACUUGUUGGUUACAGCGGUGAAUCAAAUGUUAACAAGUACUUGGCAAAAUACUAUAAAGUUGUUGACAUCAAGAUGGACGAUGAGCUGCUGGUCGAACAUGUCAAAUUUCCUCUGAGCUUAAUACAAAUGAAAGUUUCUGUUAGAGACAUAUUCGUGAAACUUGAAUCCAGCCGUGGACACACAGGGGUCUACAAUAUCAAAGCUUAUGGACUCACGGAACUCAACGCUCAUCGCUACAGUCAAGAAUUUGAGUCACUAGUUGACAAAUUACAGUACAACACAGGUAGUACCAAGGAGAACAGCGAAGAAGGUUACACAUUAGAAGAUGAUGAGUAUCUUUGA